UCAGUUCGGUAUAAGUGACCACGCUCUACGAUCCCUCUCCUUCAUUUAUAUCUGAAGCGGUAGGGUGUACUGGAGACCAAGAGAAGAUGUCGAGCAAUCUGAGCCGUGUAUUCUCAUCGUUGAUCGAUCUCUCCGCACCGAGGCUAGGGUUAGCGUGUGCGAGAUCCAGAUGUGGAUCCGAGUCACUGACUCACUCCAACACAUCGAGGCGACUCUUCUGCUCUUCAGCUCAGCAACCGCAACACCGCGAAAAGCAAGAAGAAGAGGAAGAGGUCUCUUCCUUCUCGGGAAACAAACAGAGUCCUGACGGCGAAAAUGGAGAAGAAGUGGAAGAAGAAGAUGAAGGAGGGGGCGGCGUUCACGUUAACGAACAAACCGGCGAGAUCGGAGGGCCGAAAGGACCGGAGCCAACUCGGUACGGCGACUGGGAGCGGAACGGCCGGUGUUCCGAUUUCUGAGACCGGUAUAGUUACCCACCAGCGAGAAUAUACCCUCAAAGCGAGGUUAGGCUUGUCGGUAAUUCAUUUUUCUAACAAAAAAAAAAAAAAAAAAGAAGUUUCUAAAAAAUAAAAUUAAUUAGAUGAGAAGUAUAAUUACUGUUUAGUAUUUUCUUAAAUAUAUUUGUACCCAAAACGAUGCGUUUUAGGCUGGGCCGUGUUUUGGUUAUGGGCCUGAAUCUUCAGGCUUUCAGCUUAAUAUCCCUCAAUUUCUCUUUUAACAUUUAUUUUAUUUUUCAAUUAGAGGUGAAAGUGAAUAUACAUUUGUUGUCUUCUUCGCUAAAUCUGACUUUACUUUCCCAACA
Messenger RNA from Vitis riparia (riverbank grape), 802 nucleotides. Its product is annotated as succinate dehydrogenase assembly factor 4, mitochondrial. Gene Ontology annotation, cellular component: mitochondrion. Bases 87 to 458 code for a protein of 123 amino acids. The transcript has a single exon. Gene Ontology annotation, biological process: mitochondrial respiratory chain complex II assembly. The record is from RefSeq and is a predicted model, not a curated record. Lineage: Eukaryota; Viridiplantae; Streptophyta; Magnoliopsida; Vitales; Vitaceae.